AUUUAUUUUGAAGUGAGACAGAAGUCGAUUCGUUUCGAAGAUCAAGGAAACCAUGAAUACUGUAACUGUUUUGGUUGUGGCUAUUUCUCUUUUCAUGAUCGCCAAUGCGGCUCAUAAAGGACAUGGAAAAUGUCUACCUGGUGAUAAACACAAGGAAUCCCCAUCUGCAGAAGAAAGCAUGGCGGCUUGUAAAUCUUACAAAGAUGCAUCAUGCUGCACCAGUGAUUUCACCAAACAGCUUGCUACCUCUCCGGUCAAGAAAGUCGGAAAGUUUUCGUGGACACCGUGCAACAACACCUUGAGCCCCAAAUGUGAAGCUUUCAUGGUGAUGGUGGAAUGUUUUUACCGUUGCUCACACAACACGUACUUCUGGAAGAAUCCCGAUUAUCCGUCUGCAAUCAUGAAGGCCCCUGUGUGCGCAAGUUUUUGCAAUGGCUGGUUCGACGCUUGCAAAGACGACCUAACCUGUGCUAAAAAUUGGAUCACAGACUUUAACAAGACUGAGACUGGAGUGAACACUUGUAAAAAGCCGUGCAAGAACUUUAGCGAUUACUUCACCAACGGUAAGGACCUUUGCGAGAGCAUGUGGGGAACCAGCUUUGUCUACAAGGAAACCGAUUGCCUGCAGAUGAAUUUCACGGACCCAAACCCGAAUGACGACCUAGUGAAAAGGCUGUCUGAAAAGAGUGGUGCACUGUUUUUCACUGUUAGUUUGGCAGCUCUUUGGAUUCCUUUGAUGUUCACUAUUGCCUUCAUUUACUAACUGAGAAAUGACUUUGAAAAUGCCUUGGUUGCGUAACACUUCGCCUGAAGUCGAUGAGUCCCAAUUUAUAGAAUUUGUGUAGAUAGGCUCGGGAUUAUGCUUGCCUCGUUCACUAGUUGAAAAAUCAUUUUGACAUUGCCUCAGUUGUAUAGCAUUUCGCUUGGAGUCUUAGGUUCCUAGCUUUCUCAGAUUUUAGACAAAAGGGAGGUUAAAUCAGAGAAAUUAGGUAUUGCUGACCUUUGCACGGCAUUUUUCAGUUGUGAUUUUAAAAAGUAGUUUGUUCGCGUUUGUGUGCGUUUUGACUGAACAAAACUGUAUGUCAGUUUAGAUCUGAAGUUUAAAGGUUCUUCUGAGAUUGACGGAUUAGGAUUGUUUCUUAGGGCAACACUUUGGACUGAAAAAUAUUUGGAGAGAAGAGAAGACAGGUCAUUAAAAGGCGGAUAAGUACAUUAGCAAUGCGAAAGGAUAGAGGGAAUUUUUUAUGGUCACAUGAUGUAAGCUUCAACACCGUUUCAUGCCCUUUCCCAUUCGGUGCGCUUUUUCAUUAAAAUUGUUUGCUCGACCGUAUUCUCUGUUGUGAUUUGUAGAAGUCGACAUAAUUUUUAGGUAGCUUGAAGAGUUUGAUGAAAGUCAGAUUUUUGUCUAACCCGGGACAAAUCUAAAAUUUUUCGAGGUUACGCAACCGUAAUCUUCAUUUCUGUUAGCCCAAAUGUUUCAUGUAGAAUUCUAUUUGUUGAAUAAAAUUUGAAACAAAAUAUGUUUUGUUAUUUAGU
Molecule: messenger RNA, 1536 nt
Organism: Pocillopora verrucosa
Lineage: Eukaryota; Metazoa; Cnidaria; Anthozoa; Scleractinia; Pocilloporidae
Product: riboflavin-binding protein-like
Cellular component (GO): external side of plasma membrane
Molecular function (GO): riboflavin transmembrane transporter activity; riboflavin binding; signaling receptor activity
Source: RefSeq, a predicted model, not a curated record